UCUGAACUUGUGGAACAACAAAGAAAUAUUGGGGUUGUCCCGAGUGACUUGAGCGUAAUUAUUUAAUGAUGAAGCCAAAGCGCAAUGGCAGUACCCGAUCUGACAAGGACAAACUGAUUGAAUUGGAAGAGUCAAGCAGCGACGAUGAACACGAUUCGUUCACGAAGCCAGUUGCAACAAGUGAGGGUUCUACAUCUGUGAACGCCGAUGGUAUACAACGCCAGCUAACAGGUGUAUAUAAUACCGACCCAACGGAUGAUAUUCCACCGUUGUUGGGAAACGACGCUCCAUUCGGUCAGACUGCAAAUGCCGCUAGCGUUAGUGCCCAGCAGCUAUCGGAACCGGAGCCUGUGUUUCAUUUACGGUCCCGCACAGCGGCUGUUAACGCUGAAAGUGCACAGGCAGCAAUUGAACAGGACACCUACGAGAGUUUGGAUUAUGAGGUCUGCGAGAACAAGCUGUUUCUGGAAGAGGAGCGUAGAUGGCUGAGCGAACGUUUUUCGCUCCGAAAGGGUAUAAUGCGGUGGAUUAUUUUUAUUCAAAUUGGCAUUAUAACGGCGCUGAUUGCGUGCGUUAUAGAUAUUGUAAUUGAAACAUUAUCGGAAGUAAAGUACAACAUCUUAAAGAAAUCUGUGGACGAGAACACGCCGAUGCGUCAAGAAUCUAGCGAUCUGGUAUGGCCAUAUCUCUACUGGAUCGCAUGGAGCAUUGUUCCGGUGCUCAUUGGCACCACCAUGGUUACCUUUAUUGAGCCCAUAACCGCCGGAAGUGGGAUGCCUCAGGUAAAAAGUUAUCUAAAUGGCGUCAAAAUUCCACGGAUCGUACGCAUCAAAACGCUAGCUGUCAAAACUAUAGGUGUGAUCACGUCAGUUGUGGGUGGCCUGGCUGGCGGAAAGGAGGGUCCCAUGAUACAUUCUGGAGCUGUUGUAGCGGCAGGAUUGUCCCAGGGUAAGAGCACAACUUUCGUGAAGGAUUUCCACAUAUUCAAGGCUUUUCGGGACGAUCACGAGAAGCGCGAUUUUGUGCUGGGCGGUGCAGCGGCAGGCGUUGCAGCUGCUUUUGGUGCUCCCAUUGGUGGUAUGCUGUUCUCAUUGGAGGAGGCAGCUAGCUUCUGGAACCAGAAUCUUAUUUGGCGUACACUGGUCGCAUCAAUUAUAAGUUCAUUCACGUUGAACAUUGUACUGUCUGCAUAUCAUGGCCUUCAGAGUUUAACAUUUACGGGUCUCUUCAAUUUGGGAAAAUUUGAUCAACCUUUGACAUUUAACUAUUAUGAGUUGCCCCUCUUUAUGCUGCUGGGUAUAACUGGUGGCCUCCUUGGCGCCGCUUGGAACUCGUUAAAUACAAAAAUUAAUGGCUUUCGAAGACGUUACUUCCGCUGGAAAUUAGCGAGAGUUUGCGAGGCAGUAAUGGUGGCGAUAUUGGGUGUAACAUUAGCGUGCAUGAUGAUUUAUCUUAUUAAUGACUGUCGCCCCCUUGGAAAUGAUCCAACUGCUUAUCCAGUUCAGCUUUUCUGUGAAGAUAAUGAGUAUAAUGCGGUGGCUGCCCUUUGGUUUCAAACGCCCGAAGCAACGGUGCGAGCCCUCUUUCAUGAUCCCCCAGGAUCCCACAAAAUACUCUCACUGACCAUAUUCACGAUUGUGUAUUACAUUUUGUCCUGCCUGACUUUUGGUCUCAACGUUUCACUCGGUGUUUUCAUUCCCACUGCUCUGGUGGGCGCUGCUUGGGGACGACUUUUCGCCAUGUUGCUGUUUUAUACUUUUCCCGAGGCUAGCUUUUUACAUCCGGGAAAAUACGCACUCAUAGGGGCUGCAGCCAAUUUGGGAGGCGUACUCCGCAUGACAAUCAGUCUGUCAGUCAUACUUAUGGAGACGACUUGUAUUGAGCCGUCAUUUUUUUUCCCGCUAAUUAUUACACUUAUUAGUGCCAAGUGGGUAGGGGACUAUUUUAAUGAGGGCCUUUAUGACAUACAGAUCGAAGUGAAUCAUGUGCCAGUGCUGCCUUGGGAACCACUACCUCAAUACAAAGGUCUCACGGCUCGCGAGAUUCUCAGCAAGCCGGUUAUAUGCAUUAAGCUCCAUGACAGCGCUCAAUAUAUCUACGACGUCCUCUCGUCUAGCAAUCAUAAUGGAUUUCCCGUCGUCGACGAUGUGAAGGAUGAUCGGCGUGCCGAAGGCCGGGUACGAGGCAUUAUUUUACGUUCACAACUCAUUGUGAUAUUGAUGAAAUCCUUAUAUGUGGAGAAAAAAAGAUUCUGGCUCGAUGAGACAUCUAUCGAAACAUUCCGCUCAAUGUAUCCGAGAUAUCCAUCGAUAAAGAGUGUGCGCAGACUCGAUGAGAAAAUGAACUAUACGGUAGACUUAGAAAUGUUCAUGAAUCCAUCACCAGUCCGUGUAAAUGCGCAUGAUUCGGUGCCAAAGAUCUUCAACAUUUUCCGUGCGCUAGGCUUGCGUCAUCUAUUAGUCAUCGACAAUGAGAAUCGCAUAGCCGGCAUAAUAACGCGGAGAGACUUCCUCUACAAGUGAUAAGCCUGUUAUGCAUAAUAAUAUAUAUACAUACAUUCAGAGAAAACCCUCUUGGCCGGACCGUCGGCCAACUAUUGUUCACGCAAAGGAAGUUUACUUAAUUAGUACACCGGACAAAUGUUCGAGAAAAAGUUUCCGGAUCAAAGAGGUGCCCAUCAAGAGAGUUUCCACUCCACUUAUAAAGCUUAACCUUUAUCUUCGUAUCGAGACAAUUAAUAUAAAUGGAAUAGAUUAAAAAAUAUGCACUCGAUACUAUAGAAGAUUAUAAAAACAAUGCUUACAAUUAGCUUGUUAUUCUAUGAAUUUUAUAAGUUAAAGUGACUUGAUUUAUGUAUACUUCAUUAAUAAUAAAAAACAAUUUUUAUUUUAAUAAA
Molecule: messenger RNA, 2896 nt
Organism: Scaptodrosophila lebanonensis
Lineage: Eukaryota; Metazoa; Arthropoda; Insecta; Diptera; Drosophilidae
Gene: ClC-b
Product: H(+)/Cl(-) exchange transporter 7
Exons: 9
Coding region: 66-2522 (818 amino acids)
Biological process (GO): transmembrane transport; chloride transport
Cellular component (GO): intracellular membrane-bounded organelle; lysosomal membrane
Molecular function (GO): voltage-gated chloride channel activity
Source: RefSeq, a predicted model, not a curated record